Ciona intestinalis (vase tunicate) is the source of this 3241-nucleotide messenger RNA. Its product is annotated as putative sodium-coupled neutral amino acid transporter 10. The record is from RefSeq and is a predicted model, not a curated record. Gene Ontology annotation, biological process: amino acid transmembrane transport. Gene Ontology annotation, cellular component: membrane. Gene Ontology annotation, molecular function: L-amino acid transmembrane transporter activity. Lineage: Eukaryota; Metazoa; Chordata; Ascidiacea; Phlebobranchia; Cionidae.
UUUUUGCAAUUGGCAGGCGUUGUUAGUUUACUAUACUAAACACAAACAACAACAUGGACCCUAAUAUGAAACACGUUACGAAUCUAGUGAACAGCAUCAUUGGAGUCAGUGUGUUGGCAAUGCCCUUCUGCAUGAAAAAAUGUGGACUCCUUCUUGGCCUUGGCUUAAUUAUGGGUGCAGCGUGGCUAACCUAUGUCUCAUGCAGUAUGCUUGUCACAGCAGCUCAAGUAAAGCGCAGACGAACAUAUGAAUACCUCGCGUUUUACACAAUUGGGGGAGCCGGGAAAUUUGCAGUCGAACUUAGUAUGAUUGGCCUUAUGCUUGGUACAUGUGUUGCAUUUUAUGUUGUUAUUGGAGACCUUGCAACAGGAAUACUAUCUACAUUCGUACAAGGCAACACUCUGCAUUUGAGAACAUUUGUGAUCGUAUUUUGUGCCCUCUGUAUUGCUUUGCCACUUGGACUAAUGAAGAAUUUAAGUGUCUUAAGUUCAAUAGGCAUGGUUUCAUUGCUGUUUUACCUGUCUUUUGUAUGUGUCAUGUUGUUUCAAGCAGUAACCAAUGGACUUCUAACAUUUGCUUGGUUACAUGAAGUAGAACUGUUUAAACCUUCGGGCAUAUUCCAGUGCUUGCCAAUUUUCAGUCUUGCAUAUGCUUGCCAAUGCCAACUCUUCGUUGUGUAUGACUCUAUGGAAGAGCCAUCAGUUGUUCGUAUGGAAACCAUAGUUUCCACUGCCAUAAAGAUAGUAACAACAGUAUACUGUUUAGUAGCUAUCUUUGGGUAUGCAGUUUUUAAGGGCGAAGUGCAAGGAAAUGUUCUAAGAAAUUUUCCACAAAAUGUCCUGCUGGACAUAAUUAAAUUUGGAUUUGCCACCUCUGUUGUGGUUGGCUUUCCAUUAAUGAUAUUCCCAUGCAGGCAAAGCAUCUACACCUUGUUUUUUAGGCCACAACCUGUUGAAGGCAUAGCAUCAAAGACCUUUAUUGAGCCAUUUACAUUUAAAGCUAUCACCCUAUCAAUUGUAAUGUCUACAAUGUUGUUAGCAAUAUCCAUUCCAAAUGUGGAAACAAUUCUUGGUUUAACCGGAGCCACAAUGGGUUCUUUUAUCUGUUUUAUCUUUCCUGGAAUUAUAUUUUCUAAAGCUUCGAAGGACAAUAACAGUGUCUCAAAGUUUGUUUUCGGAAUUGGUUGUAUCUUGUUAGUGGUUUGCACAUACUCGAAUCUCACAAGUAUUCCAGAACCUGAGCCUAUUGUACCAGCCGCUGCUGCUGCUGUGCAAGAGGAAGUGAUAAAACAGAAUGAUGUUCUUAAUGAAGUAAACAAAAUGGAGGAUACUUUGGUCAGGGAACAUGAAAAGGAGAAAAUAAUAGAUCCCACCAAACCUCCAAUUGCGGAAGUAGUGGACAAGGAGCACAGACAUGAACCAGCCAACCCAGUAAUGGAAGAACAAGUUGUUAAUGGUGAUCAUGCUAAUGCUGAGAUCCCAGUUGUAAGAAAUGAUGCCUUGGAUGAACUGGUGGCAGCAAACCCAGUGGAGAGAAAUGAUAAUGUUGAUCAAAAUGUUGUACCAGUUGCUGUACCUGAUAAUAAUCCUGCUAUUGGCGGACAAGCAGAUGCAAAUAAUGUUGCACGUAAUGUAGAACCUGUGGUACAGCAGCAUGCGCCUGUAGAAACAGUGGUGAAGCAUUCUGAGAUGCCUGUCCUGGCUAUUGAAAGGUUACCAAUAAGUAAUGUGGAGCAAAAAGUCGCAGAGAACAAAAUUGUGGACCACGUUCAAAUGGAUACUGUGGAACCGAAAGCUCAAAAUGCAGUUGAAGAAAGUGACAGCAACAUUAAAGCGAAAAUACUCCUCGAAAAAAUUAAGGAGCAAAAUAAGAAACAAAAUGAACUGCUACAAGAACAAGGGAAACUCAUUAAGGCUUUAGAAGAUGAUCAGAAGCUAGAAAAUGUAAAAAGUGAAGACUCUGAAAAUAAUUCUGUUGUGAAAUCUAACAGUCUGGGAGAUAACUUGCCGAAUGCUGAACAAAAGUCCCAACAAGAAGUUCCCAAACCCGCUGAUGUAAAACAACCAGUUGUUGCAAAACAACCUGUUGCUAAGAAAACAGGAGACAGCGUUGUCCCACCUGCUGUGAAAGAUGUUGUUCAGCCGAAAGAAGCUGCAGUUGAACAACCAGUUGUCAAAAGAGAAGAAGCGUUAAAUAACGCAGAGAGAGUACAACGAGAUGUAUCGGAAAUAAAGCCAGAAGAAAAGAAGAAAGAAUCUGUGGAGAUGGAUAAAAAAGACCAAACCAACUCUGAUGUUCGAGACACUCAUAUGGAUCAACUGGUAGUGAAUAAAAACAGUGAUGCGCAAAAUGAAGAUCAGACUAUUCCACCAGUACUGCCGAAUGAGGCUGUAAAACUUUCAGUGGAUGAUUUAGAUUCUAAUAAGGAAGAAACAGGAAGAGAAGGAAAACUAGAAGAUGAUGCAGAUGGGGAGAAUAAGCAUAAAACCAGAGACUUAAAAUACAUUAAAACAUAGUGAUACUUCGAUCCAUGAAAUACUACAUUCUUCAAGUUAUAUACUCUAUGCAAUUCCCCAGCCAGUAAUGCUGUAGAAGUGAGCACUUCCAUGAUACAACCAGCGUAAAAAGCCUUGCCAUUUAAAUCUUUGGUUCCUUUAUCUACCUGUUUAUAUAAAAUAAUUUCGGUGGUUUAUCGGGUAUGCAGUUGUUCACUACACAGAUAUAUAUAUUAUGCUUCAUUCUCUAUUCGUUCUCUCUGUUUACUUUGAAGCAGAAUUAGUUGUUUCUACAUAAUUCAAGUAUGUUGGUAGUGCCACUGAUUAAGUGUUGUACUGUGCCUAUUGACUGUAUAAUAUUUGGGUGAAUUCUGCUGUAAUUUACCACUGUAGUUUUUUCCAAACACUGAGAAUUUACAAAAGUUCCAUAUUCAAACUGUCGCUUUAGUAACAUCUGUUCUAUCCAUCUUUGUAAGUAGUAAAAAUGUGGUUAACACAUUUCAGGAUAAAAUAUUCGAAUCAAUGUAGCUCUUUAUAGCGACCUGUAUAAUGUUAGUUUAUUUUUUACCAUGCAGUAAUACUUACCUGUAAGCCAUUUUAGGCAGAUGCCUCCAAUUUAUCAUCUGCGAGAUCUGUAAAGUAAUGCAGUACCUGUGUAUCGUUAUUGCCAGUUUGUUAAGUAGUUUAAACUGUAUGUAGAUGGAUAAAGUGGAAUGUAGAAUAAAUUGUUUGAAGGUGUCUUUAAA